AUGGCUGAGCUCUAUCCUUCAUUGGCCCAAUGCGCCAUCGUCGCGACGGCCUUCAAGAUUCUUCUUUUCCCCGCAUAUAAAUCCACAGACUUCGAAGUGCAUCGAAACUGGCUUGCAAUUACGAAUUCCUUGCCCGUGCAGGAGUGGUACUACGAGAAAACGUCGGAAUGGACCCUCGAUUACCCUCCCUUCUUCGCAGCCUUCGAAUGGCUUCUUUCACAAGCAGCUUCCUAUGUGGACCCUGCGAUGCUGGUGGUGAAGAAUCUCAAUUAUGAUUCGUGGCAGACAGUAUACUACCAGAGAGCUACGGUGAUUGUCACGGAGCUUGUCCUUCUGUUUGCGCUCAGCAGAUUCGUCAAAUCCGUGCCUCAGCAGAACAGACACCUUGCGCAUAUCGCCAGCUUGUCCAUCCUCUUGUCUCCCGGCUUGCUUAUCAUUGAUCACAUUCAUUUCCAGUAUAACGGCUUCUUAUACGGCAUCUUGAUCCUGUCUAUUGUUCUGGCGCGCAAGCAAUCCACGCUGCUUUACAGCGGCAUCACUUUUGCUGCUCUGCUGUGCUUCAAGCAUAUCUACCUCUACCUCUCGCUCGCCUACUUCGUCUACCUGCUGAGAGCCUACUGUCUGGAUCCCAAGUCCGUGUUUCGGCCCCAGAUCUUCAAUACUAUCAAGCUUGGGGUUUGUGUCGUGGGAAUAUUUGCUUUGGCAUUUGGUCCAUUCGCCUCAUGGGGCCAGCUUCUCCAGCUGAAAGACAGACUCUUCCCGUUCUCGCGAGGCCUGUGUCAUGCCUACUGGGCGCCAAAUGUCUGGGCAAUGUACUCGUUCGCGGAUCGCGCUCUUAUCCCACUUGCCCCUCGCUUGGGACUUCCGGUCAACCAGGAUGCUCUGACCAGUGUCACGCGCGGCCUUGUUGGUGACACCUCGUUUGCGAUACUUCCAGAGGUGUCCAAAGAGCAUACAUUCGCACUGACAUUCAUCUUCCAACAGCUACCGCUGAUCAAGCUCUGGCGCCGGCCGGACUGGGAGACCUUUGUUGGCGCCAUUACGCUGUGUGGCUACGCGUCCUUCCUUUUUGGCUGGCAUGUUCACGAAAAAGCCGUGCUGCUGAUCAUCAUCCCCUUCAGCCUCAUCGCGCUCAAGGACCGGCGGUACUUCAGCGCCUUCCGACCGCUGGCGGUAGCCGGCCAUGUUUCCCUGUUCCCACUGCUCUUCACGGCCGCCGAAUUUCCCAUCAAGACCGUCUACACCAUCCUCUGGCUUGUACUUUUCCUCUUUGCCUUUGACCAAGUGGCUCCGGUUCCAGAGCAGCGUCGUGUGUUCUUCGUGGAUCGCUUCUCGCUGCUCUAUCUCACGGUGGCUAUCCCGCUCAUUGUUUACUGUUCCAUCGGACACCAGCUCAUUUUCGGUCUGGGACGCUAUGAGUUCCUUCCGUUGAUGUUCAUUAGCAGCUACUCUGCUCUCGGGGUCGUCGGUAGUUGGGUCGGAUUCCUGGUGGUAUAUUUCACGGCAUAG
Messenger RNA from Aspergillus homomorphus CBS 101889, 1509 nucleotides. RefSeq names its product dolichyl-P-Glc:Glc1Man(9)GlcNAc(2)-PP-dolichol alpha-1,3-glucosyltransferase ALG8. The transcript has 6 exons. The record is from RefSeq and is a predicted model, not a curated record. Gene Ontology annotation, molecular function: dolichyl pyrophosphate Glc1Man9GlcNAc2 alpha-1,3-glucosyltransferase activity. NCBI's taxonomy places the organism in Eukaryota, Fungi, Ascomycota, Eurotiomycetes, Eurotiales, Aspergillaceae. The coding region runs from base 1 to 1509 and encodes 502 amino acids. Gene Ontology annotation, cellular component: endoplasmic reticulum membrane. Gene Ontology annotation, biological process: protein N-linked glycosylation.